Messenger RNA from Echinops telfairi (small Madagascar hedgehog), 2793 nucleotides. It is a transcript of the gene TNIP1, whose product is annotated as TNFAIP3 interacting protein 1. Gene Ontology annotation, biological process: cellular response to lipopolysaccharide; regulation of transcription by RNA polymerase II; negative regulation of canonical NF-kappaB signal transduction. NCBI's taxonomy places the organism in Eukaryota, Metazoa, Chordata, Mammalia, Afrosoricida, Tenrecidae. The coding region runs from base 98 to 2182 and encodes 694 amino acids. The transcript has 19 exons. The record is from RefSeq and is a predicted model, not a curated record.
CCUCACAGGGACAACCGCCCUGCCGGCUGCACACACCCUGGCUGCGCUCCUUCCUCCCCCAGCUAGGCGGCACCACGGCAGGGGCUAAGCCACCCCCAUGGAGGGGAGAGGACCAUACCGGAUCUACGACCCUGGGGGCAGUGUGCCUCCGCCUCCCGGAGAGGCCUCCACAGCUUUUGAGCGCCUAGUGGAGGAGAAUUCCCGGCUGAAGGAAAAAAUGCAAGGGAUAAAGAUGUUAGGGGAGCUUCUGGAGGAGUCCCAGAUGGAAGCAUCCAGGCUCCGGCAGAAGGCGGAGGAGCUGGUCAAGGACAGUGAGAUGCUCCCGCCGCCUUCUUCCUCCUUGGCCUCGUUUGACCACCUUGCUGAGCUCACAGGAACGAGCACGCGUGUGCCGACACCUUCCGCGGAUCCCGCAGACCCCAGGGACAAGCCAGAGGCAGUCCUCAAAACUCCAUCCAGUGGCACCUCCUCUGAAUUUGAAGUGGUCCCUGCCCCAGCCGAGGAGCAGAAGUCACCGCCGCAGAGUGGAGGCAGCAGCAGGAGCGCGAUGCAGGAGCUGGGCCCCCUGCCGCACGAGGACAGCAACCUGAUGCUGCACCUGCAGCGGCUGGAGACCACCCUGAGCGUGUGCGCUGAGGAGCCCGACCACAGCCAGCUCUUCACCCACCUGGGCCGCAUGGCCCUCGAGUUCAACCGGCUGGCCUCCAAGGUGCAUAAGAAUGAGCAGCGGACCUCCAUCCUGCAGACCCUGUGUGAGCAGCUUCGGAAGGAGAAUGAGGUCCUGAAGGCCAAGCUGGACAAGGGCCUGGAACAAAGGGAUCAGGCUGCCGAGAGGCUUCGGGAGGAAAAUAUGGAGCUCAAGAAGUUGUUGAUGAGUAGCAGCAAUAAAGGGGGGACCUCAGGACAGCAGGACUCCCCAAAGGUGGAAGGCAUGGGGAAGAAGGUGAUGGCCGGCCAGCAGCAGGCGAGCGUAUCAGCAGGCAAGGUGCCGGAGUUGGGCGGGCUGGGUACAGCUGAGAAGAAGGUGAAGAUGCUGGAGCAGCAGCGCACUGAGCUGCUUGAAGUGAACAAGCAGUGGGACCAGCAUUUCCGGUCCAUGAAGCAGCAGUAUGAGCAGAAGAUCACUGAGCUGCGCCAGAAGCUGGCCGACCUGCAGAAGCAGGUGACCGACCUGGAGGCUGAGCGGGAGCAGAAGCAGCGCGACUUUGACCGCAAGCUCCUUCUGGCCAAGUCCAAGAUCGAUAUGGAGGAGGCAAGUACGCCUGCCGGUCCUCCAUCCAUCACCCACUCACAGGGCACUCGGUGGAGUGAACAGGCCCCGACGGGGACGUGGGAGGCCUGGGGUUCUAGCUCCAGGGCGGAAGGGUGGGGUGACCAAAGGCUUCUCAUCUCGCCAACUGUGAACAAUGUGCCCGCUUGUGACGUGGCAUUUGUUGUGGCAGCCCUGGUCCCUGAGGCAGCCCUAGAGGAAGCACUGAGCAUCCAGACCUCUCCGUCAUCCCCAGCCACAGCGUUUGGGAGCCCAGAAGGAGUGGGGGGCCUCCUGAGGAAGCAGGAGCUGGUCACCCAGAAUGAGUUGCUGAAGCAACAGGUGAAGAUCUUUGAGGAGGAUUUCCAGCGGGAGCGCAGUGACCGAGAGCGCAUGAAUGAGGAGAAGGAAGAGCUGAAGAGGCAGGUGGAGAAACUGCAAGCCCAGGUCGCCCUGUUGAAUGCCCAGGUAAAGGCUUUCAAAGAUGAGGAGAAGGUGAAAGAAGCCCUCAAACAGCAGAAGAGAAAAGCGAAGUCCUCGGGAGAUCGCUACCACGUGGAACCCCACCCGGAGCACCUCUGUGGGGCCUACCCAUACGCCUACCCCCCCAUGCCAGCCAUGGUGCCGCACCACGCCUACGAAGACUGGUCCCAGAUCCGCUACCCUCCGCCCCCCCUAGCCAUGGACCACCCACCCCCCCAUCCCAAUUCACGCUUCUUCCACAUGAGCUGCUGUCGCUGGCCUCUUGCUCUGCAGCCUGUCUGCCACAGCCCUGGCACAGCCAUUGCCCAGCCCUCACCUGGCGAACCGGAAUACACCUGGCGUCCGCUGCAUGGAGGCAUACGGAAUCAGAGCUCCCAAGUAACGGACCCGCCAGCAGCCAGGCCUGUGGAGCCAGAGCCCUCAAAAAUGGACCGCGAAGGCCCGCAGUGAAGCAAGAGCAUGUCAAAAACUGGCUGACCUCGGAUUGAUGCAAACCUAGAGGCCACGCACCCCAUGGGACCAGAGCCUUGCUGGACAGGCCGCCGGUGGGAGUCAUCUCCAGCCUGAACAGCUGACAGAUUCGGGAGACUCUGGGUCCCUGCGUUCAGAACCACAAUGGGAAGAACUUCCUCUCCAGGCUCCACGUGGAAAGAGGGGGCCUCGAUCCUUUACUCUGGGAGCCGAUCUCAAGAGAGGGGGGCAGCCAAGACACCCAUCUUUUCAAAACUCCCCCCAAGUGCUUCCAGCCCCUCCAGGUGCACAUCCAGGUUUAGAGUUAACUUUUUGCUUGAGUUCUACAGCAGGCCGGUGCCCUGCGCCCAGCCCCUUCCCUCCCCUCCCCUCCAGGAGGAACUGUGGGAAGAGGGCCCCUCUGGGAGCCUAGAAUAACAGGCUGCCCCAGGAAGGGGGCAUCCCUCUCCACCUCUGCCCAGUCAUCCCCAUCAGUGCUGCCCAGGCCACAGCGGAAGGCGCGUGAUGCCUGGGGCCCAGACAGGGGUGGCUCUCUGCCCCUGGCAGCUGUUUGCACGAUGUUCUUGAACAGAAUACAGGUUGAAGACAAA